ACACAAGGGCCCGUUUCCUUGUUAAAAAAACUUUUAAAAAACCCGAAUAAAAUAAUUUUUAUAUAUUUUAAAAGACUGCGUUAACUGCAACACAAGAAAAAGAGAUCGUUAUAUUUUUUGGUGAAGUCCCCCGUAGACCUCCCUUAUGUCGUCUGACAAAUCCGAGCUAGUUCUGAAUGAGAUGCCAGUGGCGGUGGAAGAUGAACCAAAUGCCAAACGGACACCCACUGAAAAAGAGGAUACCAUUGUAGAAGUAAAAAAAAAUUUGACAGGCGUUUAUUCCCAGGGACUGGUCAACAUCUCCUUGCUGUCUGCUAACGCCACUCAGUUACGUAGUGCCCAGUCCGAUGACAAGUACGAGUACCAGACGACAGUUAUCGCUCUGAUUGCAACCUCCAUCUUUAUCCAACUUCUCAUCCUGGUGUGUUUGGUCGCUCUCAGCAUCAUGCCACGAAGAAAACUGGACCAUAAUGAACCGUAUUUUGUUUUUAAGUGGAUACUCAAAAAGAGAAUUAAAUCCGUCAUUUUAUUUCUGGUCUCAGUGCUGACAGCGGUCAAUAUUUUCAUUUCGACUUAUCACAGCAUGGUUUAGUUUGUUUGCAAAAUGGUGGCAUGUAGCCUUGAACACGCCCAGUAGCAAAACCAUUGUCCUUUUUUAUAUAUUUUGUUUCUAGAAUAAGAACUGCAAUAUGGUUAAUUGCAAGAUUUAAUAUAUCACAGCUUUGAAGAACCGUAUAUGUAGGUUUGAAAAAUUUACUCCUACAAAUGAUAAAAAAAUAUGUCGGCGGAAAAGAUACUUUCUUAUCCAAUUACUCGAACACAGUGUACAGUGUUUCCGAUAAUAUGUCUCUGACAUAGACUUGUCUUUAUUAUUUUCUGGUUUCUUUAAUAAAAUUCUACUUUAAAAUUAAUAUGUGUUUUCCCCUCAGAUAUUAGAAUAAAGAUAUAAAUUAUCAAAUAACUUAUUAUUAUUAUUAGCUUAUUACUUUACCAUAUUUAAAUGGAGGGGGGGGGGGGGGGUCAUAACAAGUGGCCCAUGGGGCCACAUCGCUCACCUGAACAACAAUGGGCGUUCAAAAGAUAUUGUGCCAUAUGGCCCCUCGGUAGAAUAACAAAAAUAAAAUAUUGUAAAUUAAAAUAUUCGAAUUUUAAACUUAUUUUUGCAUACACGUAAUCUUUGACAUUGUACCUUUAUUGAAUACUAUUUUAACCCAGAAUAAGAAAAUCCUACGCAAGAUAUAAAACUUAACAUUUGGUAGGGGUACACUGUUAACUUCCAAUUCCCCAUAUUUUCAUUCUGCCCCCCCCCCUUUUUAUAAAGCGAUCAAAAUAUAUGAGAGCAUAUAGGUGUAUUUUCUUUCUCAACUAGUUACUUUUUUUAAAAAUAUAAUAUAAUAUAAUAGUAAUUGUAUUUUACAGUCGUUUUACCGGUAACGAAUAUUUGUCGGUAUCGAAUAAUUUUUACAAAAUGUGUUAAAGAAAAAUAAAGUAAGAUUUAAAAAUACCUAUCUAUGUUAUUAUUAUACAUGAAUGAAUAUUCUAUCCGUGUGUUAUGUUGCUUCACAUUUGCACCUUUAUUUCCCACAUUGUUGAAAAAGUUAAAAAUGUAACCUAGAUCAUAGCGGUCGGAAAUGCAAGGCAGCGAAAACGAAAGUGGAAAAACAAUUAAUUUAAAAUAAAAAAAACAUGUGUGUUAUCAAACCUGAUUUAGUAGGUAAGUAGUAUUUAUGAUAUAUACUUUAGGAUUAAACAUCAUAAUUUACGAUAUUUGAGGUUUGGAUGAAAUUACGACUACCCAACGGAACACGUGUACUGGUUCAGUUCGAAAGACGUGUCAUUUGGCGGGGUGUAUGAAAGAAUGCGGACAUUAUAAACUUUAAGGUGAUUUGUAAAUUAUUGACCUUAAACUAUGCAUAUGUUAAUUAUAAUUAGUAGAUUGUCUUUAUUUAUUGAAUAUAUUAUAUUGUAAUUUGUGUUAUAAUAGGGCUAAAGCAAUCGAAAUCAAUAUUGAAAGGAUGGUAAUUUUGUUAUACAGUGAAUGAUAUUUAUACAGCAUUGUAGACCUACACGAAUGACAUGCUAUACAAUAUAUCUGUGCUGAAAACAACUUACUUUUUACAGUAUUAAAUCAUCUAGAGUACCUAUAUUUCAAUUUUAAUAAAGGGAAUUUGUAAAGGGAAGUAAUAUAUAUAU
Magallana angulata is the source of this 2193-nucleotide messenger RNA. RefSeq lists its product as uncharacterized. Bases 146 to 592 code for a protein of 148 amino acids. Gene Ontology annotation, cellular component: membrane. Gene Ontology annotation, biological process: tissue regeneration; cell adhesion. NCBI's taxonomy places the organism in Eukaryota, Metazoa, Mollusca, Bivalvia, Ostreida, Ostreidae. The transcript is spliced from 3 exons. The record is from RefSeq and is a predicted model, not a curated record.